This is a messenger RNA of Culex quinquefasciatus (southern house mosquito), 589 nucleotides long. RefSeq lists its product as uncharacterized. Bases 55 to 528 code for a protein of 157 amino acids. The transcript has 2 exons. Lineage: Eukaryota; Metazoa; Arthropoda; Insecta; Diptera; Culicidae. The record is from RefSeq and is a predicted model, not a curated record.
CAUCAACAGUUCUUACAAAGACAACUUGUCUAGUACUCAAUUAGUUGUUAAACCAUGAAGGCCUUCAUCGCUCUGUUCGUUGCCACUUUGGCCGUUGCUGCCCAAGCUGGAUAUGUCCCGUCGGCGUGGCCUGCAGUGUCCACCUACGGCGUGGACUCGUGGAACGGCUGGAACGGUCUCAACUCCUGGAACGGCCUGAACUCUUGGAAUGGCCUCAACUCCUGGAGCGGUCUGAACAGCUACCCGUACGGAGUCAACCAGUGGUCCUCGGCGGCGGCAUGGCCAGCGACCUACUCCAACGGCUACACCAACAACUGGUACGGACUCGGUGGAAAGACCGUCGUCCAGGCUAAUGUUGCCAAGGUCAACCCGUGGGGACUUCCGCUGGCUUCGUCGUACGGCUACGGAUACAAUAACUACCUGGGAGCGGCGAUUCCGUCCGCCAAGUACGUCGCUGCCAACCCCGGAUCGGUCCAUGUGGCCCCGCUGGUCGGACAUGCCAUCAACCAGAAGCUGAUCGUUGCCUGAAAUUUUGAUAAAAUUUCCCGAAAUUGACUGUGAUCUGUUGUUUACGCAAUAAACUACUCAA